GCACCGUCCCUUGGUUCCACCCCCUACCCACCUCUGAGCACCGUCCCUUGGUUCCACCCCCUACCCACCUCCAAGCACCGUCCCUUAAUUGCACCCCCUACCCACCUCCGAGCACCGUCCCUUGAUUGCACCCCCUACCCACCUCCGAGCACCAUCCCUUGGUUCCACCCCUACCCACCUCCGAGCACCGUCCCUUGGUUCCACCCCUACCCACCUCCGAGCACCGUCCCUUGAUUGCAUCCCCUGCCCACCUCUGAGCACAAUCCCUUAGUUCCACCUCCUACCCACCUCUGAGCACGAUCCCUUGGUUGCACCCCCUACCCCCUUUGAGCACC
This is a messenger RNA of Staurois parvus, 335 nucleotides long. Lineage: Eukaryota; Metazoa; Chordata; Amphibia; Anura; Ranidae. The record is from the annotation of a GenBank genome assembly.